AUGGCUCAUAAACUAUCAUAAAAUUGGGUAUUUUGGUAUGCUCCUAGAGGCAGAAAAGCUAUUGCAGGUUCAGACCAUUAUGAUGUAAAUUUAAAAGAAAUUGGGGAAUUCAAUACAGUUGAAGAGUUUUACACAUACUAUUGUUUCUUAGGCAGACCUAGCGAAGUAAGCAUUGAAAAUAACUAUUAGAUUGAAAUUGAUAACAAAAUAAUGUUGUUUAGGAAAGGUCAUAAACCAAUGUGGGAAGAGUGUUUGGAAGGAGGCACUUGGAUUAUUCAUUUUAAGAAAAGAGAGAAUGAAUUAUUGAAUAGGAAAUGGGAAGCCUUGUUAUUAGCAUGCAUAGGAGAAGAAUUCGAUGAUGACAAUGUAAUUGGUGUAGUUUUGUCCAUUAGAGAAAGAAGAAAUUUAUUGGAAAUAUGGUUAAAAGACAGAAAAGAGAGUGAGAAGUUAAGGAUUGGAGAGAAACUAAGAGUGGCUUUGGAAAUGGAUCCAAACAAUCUUACCUUCUUCUUCAAAGAACACAGCAAGAGCUUGAAUGAUAAAUCAACUAUGAAAGGAGCUGAAUCUUACACUUUUGUAAAAACUCCACUUGAAACUCCAUAGACUGAACCAAAAGGACAACACCCAGAUCUUGAUCAGUUUAAAUUAUGAUUAAUUAUUUGCACAAAUAUAUUGGUUACGAAUUUAUU
Messenger RNA from Paramecium tetraurelia, 689 nucleotides. RefSeq lists its product as uncharacterized. Gene Ontology annotation, cellular component: eukaryotic translation initiation factor 4F complex. The transcript is spliced from 3 exons. Gene Ontology annotation, molecular function: RNA 7-methylguanosine cap binding; translation initiation factor activity. The record is from RefSeq and is a predicted model, not a curated record. NCBI's taxonomy places the organism in Eukaryota, Ciliophora, Oligohymenophorea, Peniculida, Parameciidae. Gene Ontology annotation, biological process: translational initiation.